AUGUCAAUCUUCAAAAAGAUCUUGCCAGCUCUUCUCCUUCUCCCAGCUCUUGGGUUUGUGUCUGCCUACCCAAGUCCGGUCGCUACGCCCCAGUCCUCGGACGACACUGAUCAAAUCACCUGCUUUGAGCAGGGAAGCGGAUUGGUCACCGCUCAACAAGCCAACGAUCUCGUCAAUGAAUUCAACCGCCUGAUCUGCCAAUCCAACCCGAACGCACCCUUAACUCUCAACCCGUUUGAGGGGGUUUCGGUCGAUGAUUCAUCCGGAACAAUCAUCUUUCAGAAUACCUUGAAUAUGGUAGCAGCACCACCUAACUGUGGUGAGGUUGUGGGCGACUUUCAGAAGCUAUUGGCUCAGUGCUUCACCGGUUACGGUAGCUAUGGUGGCGUCUUGAUCGAGACUGCUGGCGGUGGGAACACCCAGUAUGUUAUCAAAUCGCCAUGA
This is a messenger RNA of Fonsecaea multimorphosa CBS 102226, 444 nucleotides long. RefSeq lists its product as uncharacterized. The record is from RefSeq and is a predicted model, not a curated record. The coding region runs from base 1 to 444 and encodes 147 amino acids. The transcript has a single exon. NCBI's taxonomy places the organism in Eukaryota, Fungi, Ascomycota, Eurotiomycetes, Chaetothyriales, Herpotrichiellaceae.